Molecule: messenger RNA, 4933 nt
Organism: Acromyrmex echinatior (Panamanian leafcutter ant)
Lineage: Eukaryota; Metazoa; Arthropoda; Insecta; Hymenoptera; Formicidae
Source: RefSeq, a predicted model, not a curated record
AGCAAGAAGAACGAGGUGUGCGGUGUUCAAUCUAACAAUGGUUUGAUUGAUUUGGAUGAUCUAACCACGAGUAACACUCAACUAAUUUCAUUGUGCGACGAUGACGAUCUCGUACUCACAAACAAUACACGUAACGAGCUUGAGAACGACGACAAGAGUCUGCAGGAGCUGAUAGAGAGUGAACUGGCCCUGAGGAUCUGCUCGAGUAAAGAGGACGACGAUGAUGCCGUCAUCGAAGAAACCGAAAAUGUCAUCUCUCAACCAGAGACAAUCAAGAAAAUCGUUCUGGACUGUCGACAGGAUCCCGUUGAUGUUAAUGCAGAGUUCAUAGCUGCCGAGAGCGGACACUAUUCUUUAGUCGAGGAACCAUAUGGUCAUCGGAAUGGUCACGUGUCCCCACAGGUUAACAUUGAAGUUGUAAAACCAGAACCAGUACGUUUCCAUGAUGAAGAAGAAGAUCAGGCGUUUGUCGAGCAGCCGGAAGCUGGUGUUCCGCCGGUAAUUAUUCAGAAAACAAACGAAGGUGAUCAAGAGUCAAACCACGACGAAGCUGUCGAUGUUAGCAGCAACAGUGAGGAGUGUCAGGCGAUUGUCAAGGAAGCUGUUCCUCCCUCGGAUGAUACAAACUCUAGCAAUGUCACAAAUGAUUUCGUAGAUGAAUCGAACUCCCAGUCUUUCCCGAUUUCUGCCAGUUGUCCCGUAGAUAAAUACCAAUGGAAGGAAGAAUUGGUGCUGAAGACACUCGAUGACGUAGAUCUCCUUUGCACCGACGUCGAACAGGAAAGAAAGAAUGCAGAUAUUGAUAUUCCGGAUUCCAUGUUGUAUGACCCGACGACACUUCUAUUUGGCAUGACGGUCGGUCGGUUCCAUAACUUUGAUGAGGAAAUCUAUCUACACAAUCCAAACCUUGUUGAAGAAGUGAAAAUCCCUUGGAUGAAUAAAGAGUCUUCCACGAAUGAACAUAUCGAUACGCUUAAUGAUUCCUAUGCAAACAAUUCUGUCGAGGAGGAAGAGAAGAUUCCCACAUCGCCGAUCCGUCGGGAUAAAUCGUCAAUCUCCGAAACGAUCCAAGAGGUCGAUUUGAAACUGGAGGAUUCUCGUUUCUCCGACGAUGUCUGCCAGUCCGAGAUGUCCGCGGAGAUGGCCAGCACGCAGGAAUUCCUCGACAUAGAACGCCGUGUGCUAAACGAAGAGAUCGAUCAGGAACCACCGCAGAUUGUGAUAUCGUCAGAGAUCGCCGAAUCUCAGGCGACGUCGGGAUCGAUUCUGGAAAAUGAAUCGCCAGAGUGUCUCGUUGCGGAAGAUACGCAAAAUCUGGUAGACGAAUCCUCGAGCGAGUUCUCGGCGUCAGACUCGACUUUUAUUGAAAAAACCGAGAUUGUAGUGUCUGACACGAGAGUGAUGAUCUUUUCGGAAACGAGACAACUCGUCGCCGAGCAGAUCGGGAAUCUCGACUCGUGGACCACAGUCGAGGAGGCCACAAAAUCGGCAGACGCCGAAGAACUACAGAAGGACGCGCCAGCCGCGACGGAACGUGACGCGGUUAAUGACGCGACGAGGGACGAUAAUGAAGGGAAGCAAGACGAUUACCUUGCACCCUCGUCUCCCCGUGCGCCCCUGGCCACACCGGACGAGACGGAGACGAGCGAUGUUUCUAACGCCUGUGACAGCGAAAGUCGCGAGGAAACGGUGACCACGAGUUCCACCGUAGUGACCUCCUCGAAAGGUGGGACCAAAACGAAGAAGAAGAAGAUCGAGGGCGUUGCUGGUAACGAUGCCACCUCGCCGAACCUUACGCCGCGCACAAAGAAAACCAAGAAGAGCAAGAAGAGCGAUCUCGAGAAGGAGAACAUCUCCGUGAACUGUAGCUUACAAGACGCAAGCAUGCAUACGGGCACUCAGCGAUCGCAUUCGGAGAUGAUCGAUUUUUCCGCCAAGGACGAUUUAUCGAACGUCAAUGUUAAGUCACUGACACAGAACUAUGUCUCGGAAACGAGUCGUAGUGAUCAGGAGAAGUUGUGCAGGGAGCGGAUAGCGACUGGCGUGUCCAUCAAGCAAUUAUGUCGCAGCUUUGGCGACAUCUCGAACAUGAGUGACGGCGAUCAGGCAACUUUUGGGAAAGCGAACCAUACGAUGGAAAUUGAAGAGAAAUCGAGCUUUAAUAAAUUAGACGCUCUUAGCAAGAAAGUCCUUCAUGUGCGUUCGGUUGAUGCGGGGAAAGUCCAACAGCAGUUGAAUGCAGUGGGUCAGAAUGCCGAUGCGAAUACGAACUGUCGCAGCUGUGGCAAGGUCGUGUUCCAAAUGGAGCAGACAAAGGCCGAGGGUCUGGUCUGGCACAAGAAUUGCUUCCGGUGCGUGCAAUGCAGUAAGCAGCUCAAUGUGGACAAUUAUGAGAGCCACGAGAGUAAGCUCUACUGUAAGCCACACUUCAAGGAACUCUUCCAACCGAAACCGGUCGAGGAGUCCGACCAACCUGUGCGACCUCGAAAGCCGGAGCUGAUCAUACGGGAGAACGAGCCGAAAGAAUUGCCGCCCGAUGUGGUCAGAGCUUCCGACAAACCUGAUCUGGGACUCGAGGAACUUUCAAGCUUAAACGUCAAGUCGCGCUUCCAAGUCUUUGAGAAAGCUAGUACGGAGAACACCAAUGAGAUCGAACGAUCACCAUCACAAAUCGCCGUCAAGAGAUCACCCAGCAUCCUUAGCAAACUGGCCAAAUUUCAAGCGAAAGGCAUGGACAUUGGCGUGGCAGACGAAUCUCUCAAUGGUAUACCUUAUGAAGAGUCCAGCGAAAGUGAGGAUGAAGUAGAGGCAGAAGAAACCGAAGAAGUGGAAUCCGAAAUCGUGAAGUCAAAACGCACUACACGCGAACGACCGAUCAGCUUUUCGAAGAUGGACGACAUCAAAAAUCGUUGGGAGAGCACCAGCCAGCAGGGAAGACGCGAGGUUCAGCGCGAGGCUAGGAAGGAAGAAAUCGCAGGAAUCCGUUCGCGAUUGUUCUUGGGUAAACAGGGUAAGAUGAAGGAAAUGUAUCAACAGGCAGUAGCUGGAAGCGACCGUGUUACGAAGAUAAACGCAGCAGAGGAGAUUCAGCACUCGACUACCCACGCUCGUUCCCUCAAAGAGAGAUUUGAACGGGGCGAGCCAAUCGCAGCGUCAGACGACGAAACUGAUAGUAAACUGAAACCGGAGAAAGCCGACGAGGAGGUGAUCGCAGCAGGUAUAUCACGCAAACACGCAGCAAAAACAGGACGCCCAGUGACGCCAGUUCAUCCAAAAACGCCAACCGAAACUUCACGACGUGCACGAGAUGCCUUCAUGGGUCGUCAAGUCUCAGACGAUGUGGUGCGCAGCUCAGAUGCGACCGAGGAGAUCCAAGUAGAAACGUCGGAAAUUUCGAACAAGUUCAAAUUCUUCGAGUCCUAUAAGGAACCGGAGAAACAGCGGAAGCAAUUUCGCAUUACGCCGCCUCGAGACGGUCAAGUCAAGAUGGAUUCACCGGAUCGCGAGAUUUACCGCGAUCCAGAUGUAGUCAGAGCCGACGACAGGGUGGACGAAGUGGUGCGCACAGACACAGCGAGGAAGAUGCUGUCCAUCUUUCGGCAGAUGGAAGAGAACGCGUGCAAGGAAGAACUGCCGGAGGGUCCGAAGCCCUUGAAACGUUUCACACCGCCUCCUGAGGAUAAAUUCGCCAAAGCAACGGCCUCGGACUCGGAGGAAGGCGAGGAUGAAGAGGGCGAGGAAACCGACGGUGAUGAAAGCGCUGAGGAGAGAGAUCCUAACUACGUCCGUGCUUCCGAUAAGGUGGAGGACGAAUUCUUGAAACAAGCGCAGAAUGCGGCGCGCGCCAAGACUCUACGUGCUAAGUUCGAGCAUUGGGAGGAGACCGACGGCAAGAUCAGCAAUCACCAUGUCGCCGAAAUGGAGAUGGCCCAAGGUACAGGCGAGCAGUCCAGCAUAGAAUCGGCGAGCAGUCUUAGAGCCCGUUUCGAAUCUCUCGGCUCGCAGGCUAACGAGUCCCCGCGCACACCGAAGGUUAAAGUCAAUCGAUUUGUGGAGAUCCAGACAACAUGCACGGAGGUGUGCGAGAGCUGCGAGAAAAAGGUCUACCCCUUGGAGAAGGUCGAGACAAAUAACAAAAUCUUCCAUAAGCAAUGCUUCCGGUGUCUGCAGUGCAAUUGCAUUUUAAGGAUGGACUCCUUCACUCUGAAUAACGGCAAGCUGUACUGUAUCCCGCACUUCAAACAACUUUUUAUUACACGGGGAAACUAUGACGAGGGCUUCGGUGUCGACCCGCACAAGAAUAAAUGGGCGACAACGAACUCCAGCAAUUCCACGAGCCCAUCACCAAUCGCGGUCUCGAACGGCGAUCUCUGAUUUUCCAAGUCUUCCACCUCAAUUCUUCCCUGGCUAUAAAUCGCUAUUGAAUUUUAGUCGAAUUUUAGGUGGAUCUAGAUAAAGAUUUGAAGAGGGAAUAGUCCCUCUCGGAAAUACAUUUUAGGAUGUAUGUCAAUCAUCAUGGAAGAGAUAUAAUAUCUUUUACAAUUUUGCCCUCGUGAAUGGUAAAUUAGAUCCACCUAUGGUCAAAACGCGAUGAUGAUUAUGAUAAAUUGUACAUUUUAUUACGUUAUUAUUGCGUACAUAUGAGAACGCGUAAUUGUAUAUUUAACGGUAAUUGGAAUGAAUCGCGAUGAUUGGAGACUCGCUCCAAGAAAACGGUCUCUGCAUGCGAAAAUCUUUUCGAAGUGUAAAUCUUGCCAAAUGAAUCGAAAGAAAUGCACAUGUAUUUUCUGUUCGUAAAUCGAAAACGUAAAUAUGAUUUAAAUUAUAUCGAGGAAAUAAUGAAAAAUGCGCGCGAUUUUUUGGGUUUGUCAAGUUGCGUUGAAUUAAAAUAUAUUUUAAAGUUCGUAAUGAAAGAUUAAUGAAAUAUCGAAGA